This is a messenger RNA of Lolium rigidum, 1617 nucleotides long. RefSeq names its product putative F-box/FBD/LRR-repeat protein At4g03220. The transcript is spliced from 3 exons. Bases 1 to 1617 code for a protein of 538 amino acids. The record is from RefSeq and is a predicted model, not a curated record. Gene Ontology annotation, molecular function: protein binding. NCBI's taxonomy places the organism in Eukaryota, Viridiplantae, Streptophyta, Magnoliopsida, Poales, Poaceae.
AUGGCGGAACGAAGCCGAUCCAGCAAGAGAUGCGCCGUUGCCGUAAACCCGCAAUUUCGCGUCGGCGUCGGCGUCGACCGGAUCAGCGGUCUUGGCAACGACCUUCUCGGGCACAUCCUCUCCUUCGUGCCGGCCUUGGAGGCCGUACGCUCGUCCGCGCUCUCCAGGCGGUGGCGGCGCGCCUGGACGCACACCCCUGACCUCAAAAUCUCCGACGAGCUGCACCAAGAAAGGUUCCUCGACGUCGCCCGCGCGGUGCUCGCGCAGUACGGCGAAGCGCCCGACAUCCCGUCGCUCAACGUGGGCAUCGGUUGCGGGUCCAACCUCGGCCCCGCCACAGCCGCUUGGCUCCGCGACGCCAUGCCGCGCGUCGUCGGAUCUAUCUGCGUUGAGCUGGACCGGUAUUCCAUCGAACAGCUGGUUCUGCCAAGCAGCUUGCAGGCCAAGGCCAUGGCCCUGACCUUGAGCGCCAACUUCUAUCACAAACCCUUGCUCAUCUUCCCGGAGCACCCAGAACCUGCUGCAUUCAGCCGGUUGACUGAGCUGAGCCUCUCGAAUUUGAAACUGCAGAUGCAUGGGUUCGGCGAGUUCUUGUCAUCAUGCUUCCCUCAGUUAACGAAGUUGCACCUCCGCAGUGUAUACAACAUGACCGGGGAGCAGGGGCUGUGGCCGCUCAUCCUUCACAUGGACAUGCUCGAGGAGCUCAAGGUCAACGACGUCUUCCAACUUACGCUGCUGCAGGUGGUUGCAGCCAAGCUCCGGUUGCUGACCGUGGUCCACUGCUUUAGGAGUUUGGCGGCGCUCACCACUGACACUCUGGUUAACAUCUCGGCGCCGAGGCUGGAGGUGAUCAGCUGGUCCGGCAGGUUCCCCAAGCAGCUCAACUUUCUAACCGACGUUCGAUGCGUCCGCCGCUUGUCUGGACUCCUUGUCUACUGGCCCAGCAUAUCGAGAAUUGAAUUCUCCUUGCUUGAUCUCGUGCAUUUCCUUGAGACAUGCUCUGGAGCUGACCGGUUAGAUGUUUUUGUUGACAUACCAGAUGGAUUCAAGCCAUCCAUGUUGGCAAGAGAGGACUUCGUGGAACGCAUACCAUGUCUUCCCAACAUCAGGACACUCUCCUUGACGAUCAUCACAAUUCUCCGGUUGCACAGCUGCCCAAUUGGUCCAAGUGUCUUUUCUUUCCUUAGGCGAUGUCCAAACCUAACUCUGCUGCACAUUGAUCUAUCAACAGUACACCAGUUUACAAGGCAGGAUCGACAUAAUCUUGUGUUUCCGGAUGAUGAUGACAAAACUGAAGCUGCAAAGCCACCCCAAGGCCUGGAAUGUGAUCCCUGGAAACCACCCAAAGACCAAAUGCAACUGGGCUCUCUUCGGGAGAUAAGAAUUAGCGGCUUUGUCGGAACGGAUCCUGAGAUGGAACUCUUCAAUCUUCUAUUUGGAGUUGGAGCCGCACGGCCGGCGCUCGAGAGGAUAUCAAUAUCAUCGUUUGUGCAAUUGAGUGAUCGUAUGGACAGGAUCACCCUGAAGAUAAAGUCCUGGUUCCCUCUCACGGGAGGGCGCUGGGAGGUUUCCCAGUGGGGAGAUAUCACAUGGACGAAGAACAAUUAUGGACUUUGA